Molecule: messenger RNA, 804 nt
Organism: Cooperia oncophora
Lineage: Eukaryota; Metazoa; Nematoda; Chromadorea; Rhabditida; Trichostrongylidae
Source: the annotation of a GenBank genome assembly
AUGGCAUUCAAUAUUUGGCUCAAAAUAGGUGCGAACGAAUUAUCAGAGAUCAUGGAGAUUGUACAAAUGCUUCACAAUGCUUCGCUGCUUGUUGACGACAUCGAGGAUAACUCAGUCCUGCGACGUGGUCUCCCCGUCACGCACCAUAUUUACGGCACUCCACGGACUAUCAAUACGGCCAAUUAUGUGUAUUUCAUAGCGCUAGAAAAAUGUACGCGACUAUCCCAUGAGGCUGUACGGAUAUUUGCAGAACAAAUGCUAGAGUUGCAUAGAGGUCAAGGCAAAGAGUUGUUUUGGAGAGAUACCGUGACAUGCCCAACCGAAGCAGAAUAUGAAGAAAUGGUUGUUCAAAAAACUGGCGGAUUAUUCUUUCUCGCCGUGAAGCUAAUAGAGUUAUUCAGUGACAGUCAAUAUGAUUUUCGCAAGUUGCUACGACAGAUGGCCUUGUUCUUUCAAAUACGAGAUGAUUAUAUGAAUCUGGUCUCGGACGAAAUGGCGAAGCAAAAAUCGUUUGCAGAAGAUCUCACUGAAGGGAAAUUCUCAUUUCCCAUCAUUCAUGCGAUACGAAGCUCUCCGGUGUCCAGCAACGAUGACCCCGUGCUAAACAUCCUGCGUCAGCGAACUGAAGACGUAGAAGUGAAGAAAUAUUGCAUCAAACUUAUCAAAGAACGGCACUCUCUUGACUAUACAUUAUCCCGGCUUCGAAAAAUUAGUGCUGACAUCCGAUCGGAAAUCAAGAACCUUGGAGGUAACAGUAAGUUGGAAGAUGUAAUGGAUCUCCUCGAACGUGGUAUUGUAAAUUGA